AUGAUCGGCAAGUACAGGCGCAUGUCAUUGUGGCAUGUGUUAUGGCCGUUGCGUCGGAUUGCCUUAUCAUUGUUACCAUUUCUGUUCGCCAUCACAAGCGAAUGCGUCGCAGUUGGCGUUAAAUCUCACAGUUAUGCGGGAUUCGUCCCAACUCCGUGGCGGAUCAUCCCGCCGCGCCGAGCAGCGCUGAGUGGAGCGAUCGCAGGUAUACAGCCAAGUGGUGGUCUGCACGUCGGAAACUAUAUUGGAUGCAUCCAGCCCGCGGUUCAAUAUCAGAAUGCGGGAGGCGAGCUUACUUUUCUGAUUGCCGAUUUGCACGCAACCACGGGUCGGGAGCCCAAUCUGGAACUUAGUGACCGGACAAGACGUACUGUUGCCACCCUACUGGCCUGUGGAAUAGACCCCUCAGUGACCAAUGUCAUUCUGCAAAGCGACUUUCCAGAGAUAUUGGAGUUGCAUUGGAUAAUAGGCACAGUCAUUUCAUUGGGUCGUUUGCGCAAACUGGCGAAUUUUGAGCGUCGUGAUUUGGCACAAGAGAAGGAUUCGGUGGCACAGUGCCUGUACCCUUUACUGAUGGCGGCGGAUGUACUUUGCAGCGGCAGCGAUACUAUCAUCGCAGGCGCAGAUCAGUCUUGCCACAUUUGUGUGGUGCGUGAAGUAGCGGAUAAGUUGAAUCGCCGUGCUGCUUCAACCGUUGUUUGCGUUCCUGAGGUGUACCAAAGCAGUGGGUUCAAGGUUCUGUCGCUGGACGGCAGCGAGAAAAUGUCAAAAUCAAGCUCUAAAGCGUCCUCGCGCGUUAACCUGACGGACAGCGACUCUGAGAUCUUCGAGAAGCUACGAGCUGCGAAGACGUCGAGCACUAACGAUGCCUCGUCACCUGAAGUUGCUAAUUUGAUUCGAUUGUUAAGCUUCUUUUCGGGAGAGCCGCCAUCUAGCAGCAACGAUGAUAUGCAGUUCAGCGUUUUAAAACAACGUCUUCAUGAGGCCAUGUCACAGCAUCUGGCUCCAAUUCGGGAGCGUUAUAAUACGUUGAUGUUGGACGAUGAGGCAGUGCUCUCAGCGCUCCGAGCCGGUCGUCAGCGCAUGAAACCCGUGUUUUCUUCGAUAGUCGAGGUAUGUGACAUACGAACACUUUCACAUUGA
Molecule: messenger RNA, 1143 nt
Organism: Babesia sp. Xinjiang
Lineage: Eukaryota; Apicomplexa; Aconoidasida; Piroplasmida; Babesiidae
Gene: trpS
Product: Tryptophan--tRNA ligase
Exons: 8
Coding region: 1-1143 (380 amino acids)
Biological process (GO): tryptophanyl-tRNA aminoacylation
Cellular component (GO): mitochondrion
Molecular function (GO): tryptophan-tRNA ligase activity; ATP binding
Source: RefSeq, a predicted model, not a curated record